Thecamonas trahens ATCC 50062 is the source of this 2133-nucleotide messenger RNA. RefSeq lists its product as uncharacterized. Gene Ontology annotation, cellular component: nuclear pore transmembrane ring. Gene Ontology annotation, molecular function: protein-macromolecule adaptor activity. Bases 1 to 1899 code for a protein of 632 amino acids. The transcript has a single exon. Lineage: Eukaryota; Apusomonadida; Apusomonadidae. The record is from RefSeq and is a predicted model, not a curated record. Gene Ontology annotation, biological process: nuclear pore organization.
AUGUCCGAGGUCCAACGCAGCCUCCGCAGCAUGGCCUGGGAGCUGCGCAAGUGGCGGACGGGCGCAGCGGCGGUGUGGGCGCUGGCCGCGGCAGCGCUGACGGUCACCCUCGCCUCGGCCACACCCUCGCUGCUCUGGCUCUGGCCACCGUACUGGCUGAGACUCGCUCUUCGCUUUCUUCCGCUCACAUGGCUCUUUGCCCGCUCGGCUCCGGCAAGUCUCGCCCAUGGCUCCUUUGCAGAUGGCGCGGUGCCUGCUGAGAUCCAUGGGGUGACCCCUGCGCUCGCUGGCGUCCUUGUCGGCGGCGUGCUGGGCGGGACGGUUCUGGCGGCGGCGGCAGGCUUUGCGCUUGUCCGCUCGGCGCUCCGGCUUGUUCCGCUCAAUGCGGUUGACUCGUCGGCUCGGUACCUCCGACCCAAGUACGUGCUGUUUGUGGGCGUGUUUGGCGCACUGACGCCGCUCGCUACCUGGGCCAUGCUCUGGCUCCGCGGCUCGGAGCUGGCCAGCCCGCUGCUCGCCAUCGACGCCUCGCCGCCCGACGCCACGCUCCGGCUGGAGAUGACGUGCGUCGACGAGCGGUUUGUGUACAUGUUUGUCCACUCGGGAGUCCUUGGCCUUGUCUUUGCCGCCGCCCACCUUGGUUUUGAGCGCUACCAGCUCGCCUUUCCGCGCCUGGCCCUCUCGCGGCGGUUCCGGAUCCGGGCUCUUGUCCCAGGCCUUCUGGUCCGCUCGGCGAAGCUUGUGGCGCUUGUCUCGCGGCUUGUGGCCGGCGGGUGGAUGGCGGUCUCGCUGGCGGCGCACGGUGCGUCGCUGGCGGGCGCCGCCGCCGUGGCGCCGUUCCUCAACGCUGCCACCGGCAUGCCGGUCUACGCGCUGCCGCUCCUCGGCACGCCGCUGUGCGCCACGCCUGCGCGCUGGUUCGACCCGAUGCUCUCGCUGCACAUUGCGGCGGCGUCGGUCCUUGUGGUUUUCAUCUUUGACUUGACCAACUCGAUGGCCGAAGUCUUUCUCACCCAGCCUCACGCGUUUGUGGGCGGGACUCACUCCAACUCGUCGGCGCUUCUCAUUGCGGCGCUCGAGUACUAUGACGACCCGCUUGUCCGCCACCUUGCCUUCCUCGACCUGCACAUGGUGGCCGAGUUUGACGAGCGCCGCCGCAUGGCGCUCUUUCUCGAUGACUCGGGCAAGGCGUGGACCAAGCUCCUCCGUCGCCUGCUCGAGGUGGUUGACGGGCUCACCAUCCAGAUGGCAGCCUGGCGGGUCCGCGAGACCGAGGCCCUUGCCGCCGUCCGCGCCGGCCCGUACACCACCUCGACCCUGCUGUACUGGUGGUUCCAGCGGCAUGUGAACCCACUCGCCAAAGCCUCCGGCGCCGCGCCGUACGGCGACGACACCUCGUACGACGCGUGGCUUGCGGCGCGGAUGCCCGACCCCUCGCAGACUGCCUCGCUCUGGGCUAUUCUCGGCGACGCCGUCCGUGUCCGCCCUCUUCUUGCCGCCCUCUUCUACCGCUCGCCGGCGGCACACACCCGCUCGCUCUUUGACGACCUCUACCUCCAGCUCUGGUGCGUAGGCGCGCUUGGCAAGCUUGCCGCCGCCGCCAAGACCGACGACGCCUACGGCAUUGUCCAGCGGACACUACCGGACCUCACUUCGGCGCUCCUCGCCGUCGCCGUCGAGCUCGACGAGCAGAUGUCCACCGUCUCGGUCCUCAACCCGCCGCUCACCGGCCCGCUCGAGGGCCACCAGCUCGUCCGCCCGCAGACCCUCGCCCUUGGCUCAGUCCUCAACACCUCGCUCUACCUCAUCGUCACGACGUACUACGCCUCGCUCCGCACCUUUGCCUUCCCCACACACUACGCCGCCAAGCUUCAGCAGUACGCAGACUUUACCAUCUAGCAAGCUUGCUUACACCUCGACGUGCGCAAUCUCGUCUUGGAUGUGGUGGAGGCCGUCGACCGCCGCCCGCUGCCGGCGGGCCAUCUCGUCGCGGAGCGCAUGGACCUGGUCACGCGCCGCCCCAGCCUCGCGGCGGAGCUCGGCAAUCUCGCCCUCGGUUCGCGUCCGGAGCUCGGCAAGCGUCCGCUCCGCCGCCGCCGCCCGCGCCUCGGCGUCGGCGGCGCGCGUCUCGGC